AUGCAGUGGCACAAGGCAUCUCUCAGGCUGCUGACCUGUGUCUGUCUUUUAAGGAAGUUGCUCCGCGAAUCUGUGCAAGGGAUCACCAAACCCGCGAUUCGACGUGGCGGAGUUGUCCGCAUGAAGUCUGAAAUCUAUGAUGAAAUUCGCUCGGUUAUUCGCAAGCGAAUUACCGAGAUCGUCGAACAACUCGUCGUUCUCGACUCAGCCACCACAAACGGCAAGACCAGGAAGACAGUCACGACCAGAGAUGUCGUCUUUGUUUUGAACAGAUCCUCAGUCCUUCAUGGAGAAGCGAGUGAACAGACACAUGACCAUGAUAUGACGGGGUGUGAUGUGCUGGCUACUCUUAAAAAGGAAGCUUGUGAGAAAUAG
Rasamsonia emersonii CBS 393.64 is the source of this 375-nucleotide messenger RNA. RefSeq lists its product as uncharacterized. Lineage: Eukaryota; Fungi; Ascomycota; Eurotiomycetes; Eurotiales; Trichocomaceae. Gene Ontology annotation, molecular function: DNA binding; protein heterodimerization activity; structural constituent of chromatin. Gene Ontology annotation, biological process: nucleosome assembly. The record is from RefSeq and is a predicted model, not a curated record. Bases 1 to 375 code for a protein of 124 amino acids. The transcript has 8 exons.